Molecule: messenger RNA, 1300 nt
Organism: Sinocyclocheilus grahami
Lineage: Eukaryota; Metazoa; Chordata; Actinopteri; Cypriniformes; Cyprinidae
Product: ubiquitin-conjugating enzyme E2 E2
Exons: 5
Coding region: 6-611 (201 amino acids)
Source: RefSeq, a predicted model, not a curated record
CCAAGAUGUCUAGUGAGGUGCAGAGACCAGAUGAUAGCCCCAGCACAAGCGGAGGGAGUUCAGAUAUCGAGCAGCGGGAGACGGCACCUCCUCAGCAGGAGCGUGAUCUGGUUGCGCCCAAGAAGAAGGAGACCAAGAUCUCCAGUAAAACCGCAGCCAAACUCUCCACCAGUGCCAAGAGGAUUCAGAAGGAGCUUGCAGAAAUCACACUUGACCCUCCACCGAACUGCAGCGCCGGUCCCAAAGGAGACAACAUCUAUGAAUGGAGGUCAACUAUUUUAGGACCACCGGGCUCUGUGUAUGAAGGAGGGGUCUUUUUCCUUGACAUUGCAUUUACACCUGACUACCCAUUUAAACCACCCAAGGUAACGUUUCGUACGAGGAUCUACCACUGUAACAUCAACAGUCAGGGUGUGAUCUGUCUGGACAUCCUGAAGGACAACUGGAGUCCUGCCCUCACCAUCUCUAAGGUGCUGCUGUCCAUCUGCUCUCUCCUCACAGACUGUAACCCAGCGGAUCCUCUGGUCGGGAGCAUCGCCACACAGUACUUGACCAACAGAACGGAACAUGACAGAAUAGCUAAACAGUGGACGAAGAGAUACGCCACAUAAAGCGGGCCGUACAGUAUCGACACAAACACACACUAUAUCCCCCCUCAGCCCUGCUGUGCCUCUACCUCUCCCCGUCUGCUGAAAGCACACUCACCAAGUGCAACAAUAGAUCUGGCCCCUCUUCCUUCCAACUUCCUCUAGACCUUUCUGUGAAGAAACUGUCCUUUGUUCCUUGUUGACUUGAAAGCUUCUUUUUAUACAAAGAGUAGAUUGGGACUUUAUUUUCCAACUAUCCGAAUGUUUGAAUUACCUUAGGAGAAAAGGAAUACUAUUGUUAUUAUUAUUGUCCUUCAACUUAAUGUAUAUCCUUUCUUUUUAAGUGGCAUCAGGAACAAAUACAGCUUAUGAACUACUUUAUUUCUCUCAUCACUGUAUAGUGUUUUUUUUCCCCCUCCUCUCUCUCUCUCUCCUUUUGUUAAUAGUCAGUAAGACUUCCAUGCAUGUAAGCGGAUGACCAGUCACAUCCUUUCAACUCCAAACUCAGCCCUCUUGUUUUGUUUGUAUGUAUUUUUUAAAGUCAUGGCAGCCACUUGACGAUAGGCUUGCUUGUGAAUUAAAAAAAAUAGGAAAUGAAAAAAAAAAAAAAAAAGAUGUGUACAUAUUGCUACAUGCCACCUCUGGCCAGAAUGGACUGUUGUGCACUUGCUUCAUGAAAAACACCAUAAAUAAACACUGUGGCUGAAUUGUCA